CCUUCAUCGGCUUCCCAGCGUUCAGCCUGCAUUCUCGUCGGAGAAGAGAACCACUCACCGGAAUCCAUGGAGUUUUUCUGGAUUGACUCUUGCCGGAAAAUCCCCACAACUCCUCUUGGCUCGUCUGGAGUUUGGAUUUUUUGAAUUGAUUGAAUCCUCACAACAGCGUUGUUGUUUUUUUAUGGAGGAUGAUGAAUCGAUUGCAAUGAUUUCGAGUUUUUCUCCGUUUUUCCUUGAGGUUUUCUUAGAGUGAGUUGGUGCUUUAACUGCGGCUAGAGAAAGGGUUUGGGGAGGGGGGCUCUCGUCAUCUUCUUAGGUUUCCAUUUUUAGGUUUUUCAGUGAAAUCUUCUGAUCAGUGUGACAGGGAAAGGGGGAUCGGUGCAUUCAUCUCUGAUUCCGCUUUUUUUUCAGCCUCGAUUUCGCGUUCUGUGAUUCAUUUAUAGCUUUAGAGGUUUUGGGAAUUCCUAUAUGUUCUUGGGAAUGGAGUCUUUGUAGCGCAAGAAGGAGUAGGUUUUCGUUUGCAUUUGGUGGAAGAGGAGGAGAAGCGGUGCUGCGAUUUCGAAGACGAUGCCGUUCCCGAUGAAGAUCCAGCCGAUCGAUUCCAGGACUGCGGCGAGGACCACUGAUUCGGUGAAACCUGCCCAGAAAUCGCGCCUGAAGCGGCUGUUUGAGCGCCAGUUCCCCGGCGUGCUCAAGAUCGCCCCGGCGGAGAAGCUCGUCGGCGAAACGAGAGAGAAGGACAGGGACGACGGCGAGCCAGAACCUAGCUCCUUGUGCCUUGCCAAGAUGGUGCAGAACUUCAUAGAGGAGACGGCGACCAACGAGAAGUCGGCCAGAUGCGGACGUCGCCGCUGCAACUGCUUCAACGGUAACUGCAGCGAUAGUGAUGACGAAGAUCUUGACUUCUACUACGCCGAUGCCGUCCCACCGCCGACCACUGGCGACACCGCCGACAUCCUCAAGGGUCUGGUUCCGUGCGCCAGCGUAGCAGAGAGGAAUCUCUUGGCGGACGCUUCCAAGAUCGUCGAGGAGAGCAAGAUCGGGAAGAGCAAAGAUGAUUGCCGGCGAAUCCUCACCGACGGGCUCCGAUCCCUCGGCUACGACGCUUCCAUCUGCAAGUCCCGUUGGGAGAAAUCCCCUUCCAUCCCCGCUGGCGAGUAUGAGUAUGUAGACGUCAUCGUCAAUGGAGAACGGUUGCUCGUCGACGUCGAUUUCCGAUCAGAGUUCGAGAUCGCACGGUCGACCAAGGGCUACCGCGUAGUGCUUCAAUCCCUGCCGUCCAUCUUCGUUGGAACCGCCGAUCGGCUCCGCCAGAUCGUCGCCGUCGUCUCCGAGGCGGCGCGGGUCAGCCUGAAGAAGAAGGGUCUCCACAUCCCGCCAUGGCGCAAGCCGGACUACAUGGCCGCCAAAUGGCUCUCCCCCUACCACCGCGCCACCGAUCGCGAUCCCGACGAACACGUGAAUCCGGCCCCAAUCGAUCCGAUCCCACCCGUCCAUUUCUCCGCCGAUCUCGAUGAUGAGAAGACUACUUCAGCGGCAUCGCCAUCUCCAUGGCAGCCGCCGGCUGUCAAACCGCGUCCGGCGUCCGGCAGUGGAGCCAAGGUCGUCACCGGCCUCGCUUCCGUCCUCGGCGAUGAACCCUGAGACGUUUUUAAUUUUUAAUUUUUUUAAUUUUUCUUUUUUAAUUUUUUUUGUCGUUUUGCUGAGAAUAUAAGUUUCUAUAUCUCCGGUUACUUUUUUUUUUAUAAUUUUUUUUUUGUAACAAGAGAGAGAGAGAGAGAGAGAGAGAGGAGUGGAGAAGAAACUCGUUUCUACUGAGAUUAAAAGCGUAAAACAAUAUAGUAGUAUCAAAUAUAUAACAAAAAUUUCUAUUUUUGUUUCUUUCUUCCUAAAAAGGGCGCAGCAUCUGGUACGUAUCUCUAUUAAACUCCCCGUAUUUUGUAUGUGUUUUUUUCUCCUCAAAAUUAUACACAGGUUAUUUGUUAAGCAGUUCAUUCAGUGCUCACGGUUUCUCCAGAGGGAACAGCAUCAUCGACGAACGACGGAACAACAAGAAUGCGAUGGAGGGGGAGGUCUUUUAAGUAAAACCUUUUACAUGAUGUAAAACCACUUCCGAACCUGGUUUCCUAAAAUUCCUACUGAUUGGAAAACGACUGCACUGGAAGCAUAGGACCCCUCACACUAUGGCUGGGUAUCAUGUCAUCGUCCCUGUUCCUUGCUUUCUUUCUCUUAAUUGGAAAUUUCUCCCUUUUGUUUUUAAUUUAACUUUUUCUUUUUUCUUUUUAUUUUUUA
Dioscorea cayenensis subsp. rotundata (Guinea yam) is the source of this 2292-nucleotide messenger RNA. RefSeq lists its product as uncharacterized. The transcript has 4 exons. NCBI's taxonomy places the organism in Eukaryota, Viridiplantae, Streptophyta, Magnoliopsida, Dioscoreales, Dioscoreaceae. Bases 568 to 1644 code for a protein of 358 amino acids. The record is from RefSeq and is a predicted model, not a curated record.